CCAGUGGCCUGCCGGUUCAGACGAGAUAGCCUCGGAAGCCGCUGCUUGGCUCUCAGCUGCACGUUCAAGAUUCAGUGUAGCGGGACUUCCGAGAGCCGCCAGUGUUCCAAGAAAAGCUGCCCGGGGCUGGAAGGCGCCCUUCGGCCCCGGAACCUUUGGUUCCCGACCGUGGGCCGCGCCGGCAACGACAGGGGCCUUCCGGGGAGAGGAGUGGGCGCGCGACGAUGGCGGCGCCGGCCCUGAAGCACUGGCGCACUACGCUGGAGCGGGUGGAGAAAUUCGUGUCGCCGCUCUACUUUACCGACUGUAACCUCCAUGGCAGGCUCUUCGGGGACAGCUGCCCGGUGGCCGCGCUCUCCAGCUUCCAGACGCCCGAGAGGCUACCGUACCAGGAGGCGGUCCGGCAGGAGUUCCGCCCAGCGCAGAUCGGCGACAGCUUUGGACCCACAUGGUGGACCUGUUGGUUUCGGGUGGAGCUGACCAUUCCGGAGGCAUGGGUGGGUCAGGAAGUUCACCUUCGCUGGGAAAGUGAUGGAGAAGGCCUGGUGUGGAGAGAUGGAGAGCCUGUCCAGGGUUUGACCAAAGAGGGAGAGAAGACCAGCUAUGUCCUGACUGACAGGCUGGAAGAAGGAGACCCCCGGAGCCUGACCCUCUACGUGGAAGUAGCCUGCAAUGGGCUCCUGGGGGCCGGGAAAGGAAGCAUGAUCGCAGCCCCUGACCCAGAGAAGAUGUUCCAGGUGAGCCGGGCUGAGCUGGCUGUGUUCCGCCGGGAUGUCCACAGGCUCCUGGUGGAUCUAGAGCUGCUACUGGGCAUAGCCAAGGGCCUUGGGGAGGACAACCAGCGCAGCUUCCAGGCCCUGUACACAGCCAACCAGAUGGUGAACGUGUGUGACCCUGCCCAGCCUGAGACCUUCCCAGUGGCGCAGGCCCUGGCCUCCAGGUUCUUUGGCCAACGUGGAGGAGAAAGUCAACAUACCAUCCAUGCCAUGGGGCAUUGCCACAUUGAUACAGCCUGGCUUUGGCCCUUCAAGGAGACUGUGCGAAAAUGUGCCCGGAGCUGGGUGACAGCUGUGCAGCUCAUGGAGCAGAACCCUGAAUUCAUCUUUGCCUGCUCCCAGGCGCAGCAGCUCGAGUGGGUAAAGAGCCACUAUCCUGGCCUGCAUGCCCGACUCCAGGAGUUCGCCUGCCGCGGGCAGUUUGUGCCUGUGGGGGGCACCUGGGUGGAGAUGGAUGGGAACCUUCCCAGUGGAGAGGCCAUGGUGAGGCAGUUCCUACAGGGCCAGAACUUCUUCCUGCAGGAGUUUGGGAAAAUGUGCUCUGAGUUCUGGCUGCCAGACACGUUUGGCUACUCGGCACAGCUCCCCCAGAUCAUGCGCAGCUGUGGCAUCCGGCACUUCCUGACCCAAAAACUGAGCUGGAACUUGGUGAACUCCUUCCCGCACCAUACUUUUUUCUGGGAGGGGCUGGAUGGCUCCCGUGUGCUGGCCCACUUCCCACCUGGCGACUCAUAUGGGAUGCAGGGCAGUGUGGAGGAGGUGCUGAAGACCGUGGUCAAAAACAGGGACAAGGGGCGGACCAACCACAGUGCCUUCCUCUUCGGCUUUGGGGAUGGGGGUGGUGGCCCCACCCAGAUGAUGGUGGACCGCUUGAAGCGGCUGCACAACACAGAUGGGCUGCCCAGGGUGCAGCUGUCUUCUCCGGGGAGACUCUUCUCGGCACUGGAGACCGACUCAGGGCAGCUGUGCACAUGGGUUGGGGAGCUCUUUCUGGAGUUACAUAAUGGCACCUACACCACCCAUGCCCAGAUCAAGAAGGGAAACCGGGAGUGUGAGCGGAUCCUGCAUGACGUGGAGCUGCUCAGCAGCCUGGCCGUGGCCCGCAGCGCCCAGUUCCUGUACCCGGCAGCCCAGCUGCAGGACCUCUGGAGGCUCCUGCUCCUGAACCAGUUCCAUGAUGUGGUGACCGGCAGCUGCAUCGAGCUGGUGGCAGAGGAAGCCAUGUGCCACUAUGAAGACAUCCGUGCCCAUGGCAACACACUGCUCAGUGCUGCAGCCACAGCCCUGUGUGCUGGGGAGCCAGGUCCUGAGGGCCUCCUCAUUGUCAACACGCUGCCUUGGAAGCGCACUGAAGUGUUGGCCCUGCCCAGGCCUGGUGGGGCCCACAGCCUAGCCCUGGUGACAGUGCCCAGCAUGGGCUAUGCUCCUGCCCCCACCUCAUUGCAGCCCCUGCCGCCCCAGCAGCCCGUGUUUGUAGUGCAAGAGACUGACGGUUCUGUGACUCUGGACAACGGCAUCAUCCGGGUGAGGCUGGACCCAACCGGCUGCCUGACGUCCCUGGUGCUGGUGGCCUCUGGCAGGGAAGCCAUUGCUGAGGGCACCGUGGGGAAUCAGUUUGUGCUGUUCGAUGAUGUCCCCCUGUACUGGGAUGCAUGGGAUGUCAUGGACUACCAUUUGGAGACACGGAAGCCAGUGCGGGGCCAGGCAGGGACCUUGGCAGUGGGCAUCGAGGGUGGCAUGCGGGGCAGUGCCUGGUUCCUGCUGCAGAUCGGCCCCAACAGUCGGCUCAGCCAGGAGGUUGUGCUGGAUGUUGGCUGCCCCUACGUCCGCUUCCACACCGAGGUGCACUGGCACGAGGCCCACAAGUUCCUGAAGGUGGAGUUCCCCGCCCGUGUGCGGAGCCCCCAGGCCACCUAUGAGGUCCAGUUCGGGCAUCUGCAGCGGCCCACCCACCACAACACCUCCUGGGACUGGGCUCGAUUUGAGGUGUGGGCCCACCGCUGGAUGGAUCUGUCGGAGCACGGCUUCGGGCUGGCCCUGCUCAAUGACUGCAAGUAUGGCGCCUCAGUCCGAGGCAACGUCCUCAGCCUCUCACUGCUCAUUCCAGGACGCUGGCGUUAUCCCCGCUGCCUACAGCCUCAACUUCCCCCUGUUGGCGCUGCCUGCCCCGGGCCCGGCACCCGCUGCCGCCUGGAGCGCCUUCUCGGUGUCCUCGCCUGCGGUAGUGUUGGAGACGGUCAAACAGGCGGAGACCAGCCCCCAGGGCCGCUCGCUGGUCCUCCGGCUGUACGAGGCCCACGGCAGCCACGUCGACUGCUGGCUGCACACGUCGCUGCCGGUUCAGGAGGCCGUCCUCUGCGACCUCCUGGAGCGGCGCGACCCCGCUGGCCACCUGCCCCUUCAGGACGACCGCCUGAAGCUCACCUUUUCUCCCUUCCAAGUGCAGUCCCUGUUGCUGGUGCUGCAACCCCCACCAAACUGAGCCUCUUGAGGGUGGGGUUUUGUUUGUGGAAGGCCUGGGGGGGCGGUGCUCACUUCCACCUCCCCAGCCUGAUUCAUCACCUCUUGAACAAUAAACCCUUGACUCAGGAACCCUGCUAUAGUCCCUGCACUCCCAAAGGGCCUAUCCCCAGACUCCCAAGGGAGGAAGACUUUUCCCCAGGCAUUUGGGGGCAAGGGCAAGAUCUACAGGGUCUGGGUUGCAGCCCCUGGGAGAGAUUUGGGAUUUCAGUGGCCACAGGGUGGCUAGGGGAUCUGUGAGAAGAAGUUCCUCCCCUGGGGAGGAAGCCAGGGCUUCUGAUGAGCCACCCACUAGGAGAGGAGCACUGACCAAUGUCAGUGCUGGGAAUUCUGGACUGGAGGGCCUGCUGAGGGCCGGGAUCUCUGUGCUACCUCUGACAGGUUGUACCUGCAGAGGCAGACUAUUGCGUGAGGGCCAGGGCCCUGAGGACGGGGAUGGGGCUCAGUCUGCCUUGCCCCAGUGGCUCUCCUGUCUCCAGGGUCAGGCAGCAGGUCCUCCCAACUUGGCCUUCUGCAGCCAGCCCAAGAAGUGCCAAGAAGCUCAAGUUUAUUAGUUUAUAAAAAAAUUACAGUAUCUUUCACAUGGGCUUAAAAAAUGGGGAAGGUGGGGUACAGUAAAACAUCAUAGCUGUGCAGGGAACAGCCACAGGGGCAUCCAGGCACCUUCAGCUCCA
This is a messenger RNA of Acinonyx jubatus (cheetah), 3970 nucleotides long. RefSeq names its product mannosidase alpha class 2C member 1 (gene MAN2C1). Gene Ontology annotation, biological process: oligosaccharide catabolic process; mannose metabolic process. Gene Ontology annotation, molecular function: carbohydrate binding; alpha-mannosidase activity. The record is from RefSeq and is a predicted model, not a curated record. NCBI's taxonomy places the organism in Eukaryota, Metazoa, Chordata, Mammalia, Carnivora, Felidae. Bases 225 to 3536 code for a protein of 1103 amino acids. The transcript has 25 exons.